Molecule: messenger RNA, 1454 nt
Organism: Fomitopsis serialis
Lineage: Eukaryota; Fungi; Basidiomycota; Agaricomycetes; Polyporales; Fomitopsidaceae
Exons: 2
Coding region: 32-1273 (413 amino acids)
Source: RefSeq, a predicted model, not a curated record
GUCUCAACACCAGCUCACGUACGCGCGGCUCAUGGAUCGCUUGCUAAACCAGGACGCCAUACAAAAGUUGAAAGGGCAGCAUCCGCUUUGCGAAGGGAAGAACAGGGACAGGAUCUUGUUCAGGAAAUCCGAGUUGGCUGGCGAGGCGAAUUCAUUCACGAUGCGAUGCGAUGCACAACCUAGCGGACCUAGGAGUAUCUAUGUCGAUGCCGGUCGUAUCCUCGGCAUUACGGAGGGAACAGAGUUCACCAUGCAAACUCCUGGGUCGGACGACUCUGCCAGCGUCACGGUGCUCACCGUACUGGCUGUCGAAGACCUAUGGUGCACCGUCCAACCGACUCCGCCACUGGAAGAGGUACCAUGUCUGGACGAUGCGAGAGCAGUGUUCUAUACCUGGAGAAGGGAGCCGAUGAAAGUCGUGACCUCCUUGCCCAAGCUCGAACAUCUGGCAGGCGAACGACGCCAGAUCGACUAUGCGGUGACCACUUCGACGGAGGAAUGCGAUGUCUCCCUUGAGAGGGGUACCGAAGGUUGGGUCUUGGAGAGGUUCGACCCGUUGACGUCCCGGUACAGAAGGCGUCAGAUUUUUGACUUCUCCUUUCUGUCGGGAGAAGUCCUGGCAGCCGCAGCGCGGUGGAACUUUCAUUUGUAUCGUUUCAGCGGGCCUGAAAGCCAGAGUCGGGUACUCCGGCCUAUAACGCAGUUGCAUCGUCUCAAGGACACACACACGCCAAACUCGCUGCGGCCGAUUCUUUUACCAGAAGGCGAUAACCUAUUCAAGAGCUCGAACAAAUUUGAAGCGGCCGUAUCCUCUUACGAGAUCCAUGACGCGGUCGAAGAAGCGACCCUGCAUGAUUUGGCACCGUACUAUGGCCUGACAUUGUACAAUCACCACAUCCAAGAUCUUUACGCCUAUGUUUUCUACUUCAACCCGUCGAAUUACUCCAUCCAGUUGUGGUACGCACCAGAGGGAAACAACGUAGGACCUUCGCUGCCCAAACGCAGGACCGACGACACGCCUGGUGAAUUGACCAUCGGCUACGGUGAUGGGUCAAACAGCGCUAUCAAAUUUACAAUACCUGACGGCGUCGAGACCGACACCGGAUUCCUGAAGAUCUUUGUCUCGCCGUUGUACGUCAACAUGAGAAGCAUCGUGCAGAAUGGUAUUGAAGCGCUGCGUGACGGGGGCCCGAGCCCGCUGCCGAUCAAAAGCUCCUGGGAUUCUUCUGUGUACGUCCUAACAUGCAAGUCUCCUGAUACAGCCAGUCAGUAGUGAGUCUGGAAGCAUACUGUAGCUACCGGACUGACAUACUUUGUACUGUGUACUCUGAUGAUACUGGCAACGUUACUUCAUGAACAGCUUGGUUUUUACGACAGCGACAUAGAUAGGAUACCAUGAUUGUUGUUUGUAUCUUGCAGGUUAGUAAUCGAUCAACACACGGAAUGCCUCAGUC